Aureobasidium pullulans EXF-150 is the source of this 1857-nucleotide messenger RNA. RefSeq lists its product as uncharacterized. The record is from RefSeq and is a predicted model, not a curated record. The coding region runs from base 65 to 1588 and encodes 507 amino acids. The transcript has 4 exons. Lineage: Eukaryota; Fungi; Ascomycota; Dothideomycetes; Dothideales; Saccotheciaceae.
UACUGUUUACACUCUUGCAUUUACUUUUGGAUAUCGCCCAUCACCUUGGUCGUUCUUACUCACAAUGCCACGAAGUCUCAGGUCUACAACGGGCAGAUCUCGGUUGCAACCCAAACCUAAGAUGCAGCCCCAAACGAAGAUUCAUGCUCAUGCUCACACUCGUACAUCUGCUCAUCGCUACGCCCGUACUUUCGAGAUCCUGCCCGUCGAGAUCAGGCAACUCAUCGCAGACCAUUUCGAAGACGACAAAGAUGUGGCAUCCUACAGACUCAUUUGCAAAUCAACCAACUAUUCUAUCGAUGAAGACGAAGGCUCAUUCUGGCGCACACAAUUUCUGAACUCCUACGACCCUCCCGAGAGCGUGCCAGAAGGAUAUCGUUCCACCGUCAACGAAUGGUUCAAACAGCAAUACCAAUCUCGCAAGCGAGCCGAGGGCCAGAAAUUCGUUUUCGACAGUGGAAACAGUGAAGAGGAGGCCAACUGUCUCGUCUUGUUCAAGGAUCUGCUCAUCGACACCUUCAACACUAGCGUCUGCAAGGCAAAGAAGCAGUCUGUUCACUCUCCGAACAUGGAUCGUAUCGAAAGAAUCGCCAAAGCCAAGGGCCUGCUAGACUGCGUCCUCCGCCGACCUACCACUCGAGCCAACAAGUCUCCAACAAACCCUGUCCUUCUCGCCAUACAGCUCAUCCUCACCCACCUAUCCUUGACUGCCCCAUUGAGCUCGAAGAUGGCUAAAGUCUGGGGCUUCCCCGAUACGCAGGCCGUGGUGUAUUUGCCGAACUCGAGUCGCCCCAUUUUCAAAGGACCUACCUGUCAGGAGGUUGACAUUGAUUGGACACUGCAUGUUGCCAGCUUCUUCAGAAACUACCUGCUGAGCAAGCAGGAGCCCACUCACAUACACUAUGAGAACCUAGACAGAUUUGAGCGUCCACAAGGCUGGACUAAGCCACUGUCGACCAGUCCGCUGAAGCUAGGCAAGCACUGGAAAGGCACUUACGCAUACGUUGAUCACGACGAGAUUGCUCAGAUACGGUCUGGCUUUCACGAAGAUUAUCCAGUUCAAGACCACAUGUGUGGUGAGGAUACUGCCGAAACCUUCCAGGACCUCCGCCUCGGUUUUCCCAAAGGUCAGCUCGAGUUCUGGCCGGACAUCUUUGAACACAUUCUCAAGUCUCGCGCCAAGAUCGAGUACCGCACACCCACCACGCGCGCUCAGAAACGCGCCACUGGCCCUGACGCCCUACCCGAAGGUGAACCUGUCUCGUUCUGUUUCAAAGGUGGCGGCGAGGACGCCAGCGAGAAGUUCCAGGCAUCAGGUUGGUUCAAUCCCUUGCCGCCUCAGCACGGGAUUCCUGGAUGGCACCGUAUGACCAUGAUGAAAUACUACAUUGAUGAGUCUAGCGGUCAGCCAGAUCUCGACUCUCUGUGGGCAUACGAGGGUGUUGUCUUGCCUGGAGGUAUGGUCAUGCUCGGACGCUGGUGGAGCCCUACCUUCGACGACGGACCCGAGUACUCAGGCCCCUUCAUCUUCUGGAACGUUGACGCCAGCAUGCCCGCCAUUGCCGAUGACACUCAAACCACUGGAUAGGCUCAGAGAUCAUCUUGGGAUAAGUACCCGACAGCAUGAUCAAAACAUAGCAAAAUCAGAUGGAGACCCAACACGAUCUUUACGACUACAUGACAUAUUCUUAUUCUCCCGGAAAGGCCAAAAGGCUACCGCGGUAUUUAUUCUCUUUCAGGAUGCUCACUCUCCCUUGGGUUCAUCGACACUCAGGAGGAAAGGAGGAAUUGUGGUUACCGCAGACUCUUUCCAGCAUUUGCGUUGUAUUCUUAUAGUUGUUCACCAUAAGAAAGCCC